AUGAACAGACGCCGAAAUGGCCAGCCGCGGCCAGGCCGAGACAACAGCCGAGGCGGACGACGAGCGAACGACUCUCGUCCCAAUUAUCAUUCCGUCCCUACGAUCCAACAAGUCAUAGUCGGUGCUCCGGUCUCCAUCGUCCUCAAGCAAGACCAGCCCACGGGUCGAGAGGUCCAAGGGAUCGUGCAAGACCUGCUGACGCGAGGAGACCACCCGCGUGGGAUCAAAGUCCGACUGCAGGAUGGACGGGUGGGCCGAGUACAGAGAAUGGGCGAUAGCAGCACCAUGACUUCCAACGCGAACACGACGACAUCGCUGCGGAGUCAAGAGGUGCUUCCGCCGCGAAUGCGAAAUCAACGCACAGAUAAGUUCGACGAGCACCACGAGGACGACUCCCAAGGACUCCCGCCUCGAACACUGGCAGACUUUCUUCCAGAGUCUGAGGGCGAGCCGGGACCGGGGGACGCACACCUAGGCAACGUUACAUUUUCCACCGCUACCGCUAAAUGCCCCAUAUGUGGUCUAUUUGAAGGUGAUGAGAUUGCAGUAUCGCGGCACGUGGAAGGCCACUUGACCUGA
Lecanosticta acicola is the source of this 579-nucleotide messenger RNA. The record is from the annotation of a GenBank genome assembly. NCBI's taxonomy places the organism in Eukaryota, Fungi, Ascomycota, Dothideomycetes, Mycosphaerellales, Mycosphaerellaceae.